AUGACUUCCCAGACUUGCAGCUUGUUUGUUCUGUCUAUUAUCAUGGUUUAUUUUGGAAGUUUUGGAAAUAGCUUAAUCCUUGCUAAUCUACAAAAUGAUAUAUACGACCUGAAAGCUGACUUUAAUGCAAGUCUUUCAGAUGUAGCUGAUGGUGGACCUAUUUUUACAGAGAAACUGAAAAACUGGACAGAGAGAAAUGAAAAAAGGAUCAUACUGAGCCAGAUUGUUUCCAUGUACCUGGAAAUGCUUGAAAAUGCUGACAAGUCAAAGGCACAUGUUAGACGCAUAUCUGAGGAGCUCUUCACUUUGAAAAGGAGCCUUCCUGAUGGCUUAAAGAAGCUGAAGGACCUCAUGGACUUGACAAAGCUUCAGAUGAGUGAUCUGAAAAUCCAGCGCAAAGCCGUGAAUGAGCUGUUCAGCGUCCUACAAACACUAGUGGAGACCCCAACUUCUUUCAAACGGAAAAGGAGCCAGUCUCAGAGGAGAUGCAAUUGUUAA
Molecule: messenger RNA, 498 nt
Organism: Rhea pennata
Lineage: Eukaryota; Metazoa; Chordata; Aves; Rheiformes; Rheidae
Gene: IFNG
Product: interferon gamma
Exons: 4
Coding region: 1-498 (165 amino acids)
Biological process (GO): adaptive immune response; humoral immune response
Cellular component (GO): extracellular region
Molecular function (GO): cytokine activity; type II interferon receptor binding
Source: RefSeq, a predicted model, not a curated record